Messenger RNA from Cydia splendana, 2380 nucleotides. It is a transcript of the gene Lis-1, whose product is annotated as proteasomal ATPase-associated factor 1-like. The record is from RefSeq and is a predicted model, not a curated record. The coding region runs from base 201 to 1385 and encodes 394 amino acids. NCBI's taxonomy places the organism in Eukaryota, Metazoa, Arthropoda, Insecta, Lepidoptera, Tortricidae. The transcript is spliced from 6 exons. Gene Ontology annotation, molecular function: protein binding.
AGUGUCAGUUUCAAAAUUCGCAUCUUCAGGCAACUCAUCUUGAAAGUGUUGUUCAUUGUUAUUGCUUCUUUUCGCUCAAUUAUGUGCGUUUAAUUGAUAGAAUAUAAGCGUCUUAACAAUAAAAAAGCAAAUCCACACCUGGUGGUAUUUCAAUUUGGAAAGACUCCGUCAAAAACUUUUUAUUUUAACUUAUUAAAAACAUGUCGGCGAAAUUCCCGGUUAUUACAAUUCAAUGCGAUUGGAAUGAAGUCAUAAAACUGCCAAAGUGCAAAGCUUGGAUAUCCUCCAAAUAUUUAAAUCAAAAUAGUGUCCAUGAUGAACUUAGAACAAGCUUAAAUAAUAGUGAUGGGAAGAUUAAAAUAGAAUUCUCCGAUAACUACCAGUAUAUAUCUCAUGGAAACCUCAGCCUUGUGGUAAAGCACAUAUCUGGUUUGAAGACAGCCUUUGUGGCCCCGACAAAAGCUUAUAAAGUGCAUAAGAAGGGAGUCACAACUGUGUCUGCAUCGGGCACAGAGAAUGCAUUGGCUAUAUCUGCUUGCGAUGGUGACCAACUUUUAGUAUGGGACAGCAGGACAGGUGAAGUCAUGCUAGACCUUAAAGGCCAUGGUGGUCCAGUGUACAAGAGCAAAUUCUUCAAUUCCGGUGUAGUGGUAAUAUCGGCUGGUGCCGAUGGCUCAUGUCGGAUCUGGUCUGCCGAGACUGGAGUAAACCCUGUCACACUGAUAGGCCACAAAUUGGCCAUUUGUGAUAUUGCUAUUGUUGAAGUUGGAAGGAAUGUGAUUUCUGUCAGCAAGGAUGGUACUGCAAAGCUGUGGGAUGUUGGUCAAGCAGCAUGUUUGGCCAAUAUUGUUGAAGGUCAUGGUCAGAUAAAUUGCUGCACUCUGACAACAACAAAUGAUGAUGUGCCUGUUGAGAAUGAGAGAGAGGUGGGAACAAGAAACAAACUCUUAAUCAUUGGUUGCGAGAGUGGCCUAGUCAUAGGUGCCCAUGUGGCCAAAAGGGAGGAAAAAUUCCAGAAGCAGAUGGACACCGCCUGCAAUGCUUGCAUUGUUGUAGGGCAGAAUGCCAUCAUUGGCUGUAGCAGUGGGAAGAUAAUGCUCCUCAACCUUCAAAACGGGGAACUAGGGGAGUUACACGAAUCCGCAAGCCCAGUCUUAAGCAUGGUAACUUUGCCCAACCAAAUGUUCGCAGUCGGACGCCAAGACGGCACGUGCACUGUCAUGUCACUACACGAAGCCCACGGCGCCACCCGAGUACAACUUACCGGCUCAGACUGCGACGGAAUCAGAGACCUAGCCUUCAAUGGAAAAUGGAUUUUUGCUGCGUGCCGUGACUGUAAUGUUAGGAAGUAUGACUUCAAUCAAGUGAUCGUACAUUUUAAGUGAGAGUUAUUACUUCAUGUGACAAUAUCUGUAAGUUAAUUUUUUUUUACUCUUUGACCGCCAAGGACGCCCAAUACACGCGUACCGAACGGAAUGUGUCUUUAGCGCCAUGACGUGUAUACACGGUAAGAAAUACCUAUAGUUGGAAUUUUCUGAGGUGAUUUCUUCAGCUCAAACCCCUAAUCUGUUAAACAAAUGGUAUUGUUUCCUUUAUGCGGUGAUUACCGCUGUUCCUGCUAAUAACCUCGUAAUCAAGCCCGUUUAAAAACCAAUUUUACCGUCCUAUUUAUAACACGUUUUGUUAUAUUCCCAUCUCAAAUUUCGAAAACGCACUUACAACCAAUCGGGUGCAGGUGUCCAUGGGCGGCGGUAAUCGCUUACCAGCAGGCGAUUCGUCUGUUCGUUUGCCUCCGAUAUCAUAAAAAAACGACAUCGUUGCUUGAGCACGUGCCGAAGACGGCUCUGCAUAAAAGAAACAAAGACUUUUGUUUUACAGAUUAGGGCCCAAGCCAAAAAAAUCAUCUCAGAAAAUUUCAACUAUACUCAGAGAUAAAUAAAUCUACAAAUAUGUUUCUUUAAUUUUGCUAUUGCUCUAGAUAAUCCUUAUCGACUAGCUUUGAUUUUAAAUAGACUUUUAAACUAACAUACCCACCAAUAGCUCAAAUAACAACAAUUCAUGAAUGUUGGUGGGUUGAGCGUGGCGUCUUGGGCACGUUUUCUGGGACCGUGUCUUGGCGGCCAAACGGUUAAUAGUGAUAGGAUUGUUGUUGACUGAAAUAAGGGUUCUCAAUUAAAUUAGGUAGUCUUGUUGAACUUCAGAGCAAACACUAUUUAUCUCUAUUACACGAAAAUCGAAGUACUGCGAAGUUUUACCCGCCACAAUGCUUCACCCCAAAAGUAGUCAUUUCCGCUCAAAUAUAAAAGCAAGUAAAAACAAUUUUGAAUGAUCUAGUGCCUAGUGAUUUAUACAUUGAGCUAAAUAAAAUCUGUCCAAGACA